UAAUGCAGGCACCAAGGAUCGAAUCCGCUACCUCUCACAACCCAAGAGCGCGUCAUGCCACUAGACUACAGGCACUUCUUACAAGUUCGCGUACAAAAUUUAUUAUACGAAUUUUAAAGAGAACUGCGACUGUACUUGCAGAAACAGAGCUCGGUUGGACAACGAAAUUUGACCAAUUUCGACAGCAUCACUCCCAACAGCAACAGGCAUUAAAAGAAAAAAAUACCAAAAGCAAAAGAAGGAAAUCUGAAAUUAUUAGAAUUUUUGAUUUUACGGUAACUGUACGUUUUAAGUCCGAAUUCGGUUCCGUAAAUUCUAGAUUUUUCCAUAUUCCACGAAAUUUUUCAAUGUCAAUCAGAUUGGGAUCACAUUAUGGGGCCUUUUUAAGCAUUGACUAUAGAUUG
Striga hermonthica is the source of this 404-nucleotide messenger RNA. NCBI's taxonomy places the organism in Eukaryota, Viridiplantae, Streptophyta, Magnoliopsida, Lamiales, Orobanchaceae. The record is from the annotation of a GenBank genome assembly.